GGCCGCCGGGAGGGAAGGGGAAGGGGAAGGGCUCUGCGAAAUGGCGGCGACCGCCAGGGGGCUGAUGGUGGCGGCGGGGCGGCGGCUGAGCUGCGGCUGGGGCCGGGGCCUGGUGUCGGUGCCGCGGCGGCUCUUCUGGGGCGCCCGCAGGGAGGAGGAAAAAGAAGUAGAAGCAGGAGCAGAUGCAAUCAUUGAAGAGAAGACUGAACCCAGUGUGAUCUGUCCCCCACCACGCAGCAGAAAUUAUGUUCCUCCAGAGGAUAUACAGAGCUUACUCGAGUCUCAUGUCAGGAAGAUUUUCGGACCCUCGCUUCCUGAUCAGUGGCAGCAGGCGUCCCUAAAAGAAAACAAGCUAAAGUUUCGGCUCCUGGCUCAGCUGGCAGCAGAACUUGGUCAUGCUGUCCCCAAUUCACAGCUCCACCUGAUGUGCAGUGCCCAGGAUGUCUUGACUUUCUAUAGCACUCCUGUGAAGGAGGGGUCCAAGUUUGAUGAACUGCGUGCCUCAGAGCUACCCCCAAACCUGAAGAUUUCUUGGGAGCAGUGAGUGCUGCUGUGAAGCACUGCUUUGUUUUGGUUGUGCUCUUAAGGCAGAAUUGCAGAGCUGAAACAGCCCUCUCACUGUGAUAUCAACCAAGUAUAUGAGUAUCACCAAUAAAAGUUCAUCUAGUUGUC
This is a messenger RNA of Cygnus olor (mute swan), 672 nucleotides long. RefSeq names its product mitochondrial ribosomal protein L50 (gene MRPL50). The record is from RefSeq and is a predicted model, not a curated record. Gene Ontology annotation, cellular component: mitochondrion; mitochondrial large ribosomal subunit. NCBI's taxonomy places the organism in Eukaryota, Metazoa, Chordata, Aves, Anseriformes, Anatidae. The coding region runs from base 41 to 544 and encodes 167 amino acids. The transcript is spliced from 2 exons.